Phytomonas sp. Hart1 is the source of this 2934-nucleotide messenger RNA. The record is from the annotation of a GenBank genome assembly. NCBI's taxonomy places the organism in Eukaryota, Euglenozoa, Kinetoplastea, Trypanosomatida, Trypanosomatidae.
AUGAAAAAACUUCAAAGGAACGUCCAAAUGCUAUGGCAAAUUUUAAAAAGAACAAUAGUAGAUGGCGUGCGAUUUAGUCGAACUGCUCUGCGUUCCCUUUACCUUCCAGAUGAAACGAGCCUCUACACGGACACUUUUAUUCGCCUUAUCUUUGGCAUGUACUAUAUCUCUGCUAUUGUCAUGACGCUCGCGAUGACGCACAACGCACUACAGCAAGUAGUGUGGAGCUUAGUGUUCCCGGUUACUCAGGAAAUGGAAAAAUACAGUUAUAACUUUUCAUCUACAUGGACACUGAUGUUAGGUUUAUGCGAUAUUUUUCGCAGAGUCGCACCUUUUACGGCGCUAGGCAUUUCCAUCGCUACGGUUGGGCACAAAAUGAUCAACUGUAUCGCCGAGGCCAUGCUUGAUUCGUAUACAAAACACCAGGGUAUAGACUACCCCCUCACGCGUGCUAGUCUUCAGUUUGUGUUAAAGAAGCCAGCCCGUUUAGCAGCUCUCCUGGGUGUCAUGCCGGCUUUUUCUUGCUUGAUUAUUUUUAUUUUUUAUACCAGCAUAAUUGAGUUUCUCGUGCGAAAAGAGACUGAAGUCGUUAUCGCUACUUUUGUUGUUGGAAUCGUGCAGGUCAUGUUCGUCGGUCUGACCUUGCCCCGUCGGACUCAACCGAGGUUGAUUGAUGCACAGAAACCACAGCAGACGCUUCCGUGCGCUAAAGAGGGUUGCUGCGCUUGCCAACUGGAUGCCCCUGAAACAUCCUCGCUGUUUAGGGGCAAACACGGUGGAAACGGUCACGUGUUUGACAAAAGCGAAUUAAAAAGAGAAACCUUGAAGCAAAGAAGUAGUGAGGUGGCGACAGUAGGCCAAAGUAACCAUAAGACGAACGGUCACUUGAGAGGUGCAGAGGGUAGCCAAUACCAACCCCUCGGAAGAAAGACUGAGAAUGGGGAAAUUCAAAAUGAUAAUUGCUUUGUAAACAUGGAGGAUGAAUGGUGGACGGAGCACAUCCGUAUUAUACGAUACAACGCCUUCGUGCUUGUUAUGUUUUUCUCAGUGACUGUUGGAAUUUUGUACGGACCAUUGCGAAGCCUGACCACCGCAGUGCUGAUGAUUAUGUGUCUUAACUUUCCUCAUCUCUUCGCCUACAUGUCGCUGUCCUUCACCUCAGCAACGAUUCGAACCCUGUGUUCCUAUCGAUGGCUGGUGCGCCACCCAGACGCCCACUUCCCCGUGCUCAUAGUGAUAAUGCCCUAUGGGAUAAUGCUUUUAAGCGGGCUUUUAUAUUUUCAUAACCACAUUUUUACAUGCGUGAUACUACUCGGGGUCAACGUCUUACUUGUGGCACGCGGUAUUGACCUCGUACGCGAGUUCGAGAUGACUGAAAACGGCUCGGUGCAUUGGGUAGAUAUCUCCCUGCAAGAUCGUGAAAAGCUACUUCAGCCGUCCUUGGCUAUCCUCCUGGAGGACGCCUACGAAAGGGACGACAAGCAAAUCGGAAUUGUAAGCCUAGAUAUGUCUUUUGACAUGGACAACAUGCUGAUCAAGUAUUCAAAUGGUACAGAAAUUCAAAUUUCGAGGAAGCAAAUCAUACCUAAUGGUGCCGCACGACGUCUUACGCGCAUUCGAGAGUUUUAUUUCUACGUGCUGCCUCGUCUAUUGUCGCUGCAAAGCCAAUGCUACUUUGUCGGUUCGACCUUUCGCACAGCUCGUAUUAUCCUUCGGGCGGUGUACAUUACAAUUUUGAUUUUGUUUGCUUUCAUUGUGAGUGGUAUGUUAGUGCAAGCGGCCUUUCCUGAGCUGCGCCCCAUCCCCGUACGCGCCCGUGCAUCCCAUGGCGGCCGUCUUCUCACCUUUGAUCACAUUGUAGUUCACAUGCACCUCCUAUCUCGCUCUAACGUAACGUGUGAAACCGACGACGCAAUGCGCGCUAUGCAUACGGCGAAACUCAGCAAUUUCAAGUGGCUCAAACCCACCUCCAACGACAACGAAGACUUAUACCCUUAUUUGUGCACACGUGACUAUUACGGAACCUCGGUGUGGGAAUUGGCGCUGCUGGCACUUGCCCCCUAUCUCUCGAGCACGGAGGAAAUAGGUACCAUGUUAAACUAUAUGAAUACAAAUAUGGGCUCUGACUGGGUCGUCCAACCGCGCUACGGCACUGCAUGUGUGCCGACAAAUUCAAACCACAAGCCCACCGGCUGGACCGGUUUUUACGAUUUUUAUAGCAUUUCUAGAAACAUGUCAGUAAUUGCGGUGCGUGGCACGGAUCUCUUCUCUUUUACAGACUUCCUCAUUGACAUUGACCUUUUUUUUGAAACCGUGCUAUACCAAUUCAUGACUAUGGUUGUGCCUGGUUCGGUGGUCGUGCCGAAAGAACUUGUGGUCAACCUCAUUCGUCUCGUCUCCCUUCAGGAAAAGCUUUGGAGCCCUAUCGACACCCCCUCUCAUGUUGAGCCAAGUAGUGAGGAGACGUGGGCGCAUCUCUUGAACUCCACCAACAAGUCGCUUCGGGAGUGUAAAUACAACAACUAUCAUCGUAAUUUUUACGCUGAUGUGUACAACCACCUCGUCUUUCGCGGCCUGCAACCCGAUCACCCAAAGCAUGUAGUAUUGACCGGGCACUCACUCGGAGGGGCUGUCGCCGCCAUUCUCGCUGCACAACUGGACAUCAAGGCAGUUGCCUUCAGUGCACCCGGUAUCCUCCUGGGUCGGAAAAAGUUCGACGUGAAUUUGCGCCUGAUUAACAAGAAUGUUAUGACCGUCAUUUCCUCCGGCGACAUUGUGCCGAAACUCGGUCAACACGGCGGCGAAGUACACCACGUUGAAUGUCUCGCUUCAACAACAGAACUAUGCCAUGCCAUGGAGUUUCUCAUUGGCACACUCUGGCGUUCUUGUGCCUCGCUGCGUGCCAAGUACCCCCUAAUUCAGAGGGUGGUUUAA